GCAGUCUCCGUCUCAUCCUGACCGCUUGACUGACGUGCGCAUCACCCUACUGACCAAACUCACUAUCAAGCCGACUGCACCGCUGACAGCGCUGCCCGGGUUUCUAUCCACACGGGGUAGGAAGAUAUAUGUGUUUCCUGCAUUUUAAAAACAUGUUUCAUUCUUCUUAUUAUUUGUAGGCUCCACAGGGCAGACAACGCACUCUUGCACGGGACAUCGGCGCAUUUUGCGCCCGUCUGCUCUUUCUCAGUCAUAACCAGCUGCGUAAACAUGUCAUAUACAACAAAUGAUGGUAACCUGAAGGACUUUUAGUGGGCUUUAUAUUUGGAAAGGUUGCUUUAGGGUGUGUGCAUGUGUGUGAGGGAGAGUUCUUGUUGCACUCUCCUGCAUCUGUAUUUAUCAGUGCAACUGUGCGUUGUCCCGUUUACAGUAUGUAUGUUUUUCAACGUGCAAGCCCUUGUCUGUGCUCAUAAUUGUGUCGAUGUACUUGCAUUCUUGUGGUUGUAUCUUGAGUGUAUUUGUGAGCAGCCUAUAUGUGUGCUUGUGUGUGUGUGUGUGUGUGUGUGCUCUGUCCGACUUUGCCCUUGCUCUGUCCUCAUUCCAGAGCACAACAGCGUGUGAAUGGCAGCCGGCAGGCUUAUCACAGAGGAGCAGGAGGAGCUCCCAGUCUCCAGAGCUGUCACUCACAUACACCACACACACACCCGGAGUCAGAGCCACAUCCACUUUCAGCCUCUGACACAUAACGCCCAGUGGCAGCCUCCUCUCGCUCACACCAGGAGUCACAGCCACAGUCACUUCAGUGCUCCCUCACACACACAGUCUCAGAAGUACGGCUGUCGCCUCACACACAGUCUCUCAGCCAUGACCAAGGGAGAGAGGGGAGGGCAGGGCUCUGCAAGGAAGCUCAGCAAACCCACUGAACCACUGUGCCCCAAAACUCCUGAGCAGACUGACUUGAGCCAGAAGUUAACAAUAUGCAGUAAACUGUGUUUUGCCAUUGGUGGCGCACCCAAGGAGGUGGCUGCCAGCUCCACGGCCUUCUUCCUGCAAAUCUACCUGCUUGACAUCGCUCAGAUUACUGCCUUCCAGGCCUCCCUGCUGUUGUUUAUUGGUAAAGCCUGGGGUGCCAUCGCUGACCCGUUGGUUGGUUUCUUCAUUACAAAGAGCAGAUGGACCAAGAUUGGCAGAUUCAUGCCCUGGAUGGUGGGUUGCACUCCGUUUCUGGUGGUCUCCUACUUCUACCUCUGGUUUGUUCCUCCUUUCAUCAGUGGCAGGUUCAUCUGGUACCUAGUCUUCUAUUGCCUCUACCAAACCCUCAUCACUUGCUUCCACGUGCCUUAUUCUGCUCUCACCAUGUUCCUGAGUACAGACCAGAAGGAAAGAGACUCUGCCACUGCCUACCGAAUGACAAUGGAGGUGCUGGGGACACUCUUGGGUGCUGCCAUCCAGGGCCAGAUUGUGGCCAGUGCUCACACUCGGAAGCCCUGCCCGACUCAAAACAUGUCUGCUAGUUACCUUGGCAACAACAGCAGGGCAGAAAUCAUCAAGAGCCUGGUGCACUCCCAGGACUACCUGUCACACGCUAAGGAGGUGUACAUGAUAGCUGCUGGUGUUAUUGGAGGAGUGUUUGUCAUCUGCACAUUGGUGAUGUUCCUCGGAGUCAAAGAGAGAGACGAUCCAUAUGCCACAAGGACAGAAAAGCAAAUCCCAUUCUAUAAGGGCUUCAUCCUGGUGAUGAGACACAGGCCGUACCUCACUCUAACCACUGCAUUCCUCUUCAUCACUGUCGCCGUUCAGGUGCUACAGAGCAACUUAGUCCUCUUCUGCACUUACGCUGCCGACCUGAGGGAUCACUUCCACAAUAUUGUGCUGACCAUCCUGGUUUCUGCAGUGUUAAGCAUCCCACUGUGGCAAUGGUUUUUGCAGCGGUUUGGGAAGAAGACGGCAGCUUUUUGCGGUAUUACAUGGAUCAUGCCCUUCACCUUAAUGCUGGUGUUCAUCCCUAAUGUGGUGGUGGCCUAUGUUGUUGCUGUCUCAUCUGGACUAAGUGUGGCUGCGUCACUCCUGCUGCCAUGGUCAAUGCUGCCAGAUGUGGUGGAUGACUUUAGACUGGCCAACCCCUACUCUAAAGGCCAUGAAGCCAUCUUCUACUCAUUCUACGCGUUUUUCACCAAGUUUGCUUCUGGCAUCUCCCUGGGAGUGUCAACCCUCUGCCUGGAGUUUGCAGGGUAUAACACGGGUGCCUGCAAGCAGCCUGCUCCUGUAGUGUUCACCCUGAAGCUGCUGAUUGGCGCUGCACCAGUGGCUUUCAUUGUUAUAGGGUUAACGAUCCUCUUCUUCUAUCCCAUCAGCGAAGACGUACGGCUCAAGAAUAAAUUCUGCCUAGACGAGCUACGGAAACAAAGCAUCAGCUCCAGAAUGACAGAAGACUUAGGUAACGUGUGACCUGGAACUUAAAUGGAGUGAAUUUCAGAAUGCCAAG
Monopterus albus (swamp eel) is the source of this 2485-nucleotide messenger RNA. RefSeq names its product MFSD2 lysolipid transporter B, sphingolipid (gene mfsd2b). The record is from RefSeq and is a predicted model, not a curated record. Gene Ontology annotation, cellular component: plasma membrane. Gene Ontology annotation, biological process: lipid transport; carbohydrate transport. The transcript has 14 exons. NCBI's taxonomy places the organism in Eukaryota, Metazoa, Chordata, Actinopteri, Synbranchiformes, Synbranchidae. Gene Ontology annotation, molecular function: symporter activity; sphingolipid intramembrane carrier activity. Bases 622 to 2448 code for a protein of 608 amino acids.